UAUAUAAUACAAGUUAUUUUAAAUCAAAUUUCACAUGGUUUCUGUCUGUAUUUUUCAUUACAUGUUUGCGCCAGUGGGUGGAGACAAUUAACUACUUUGUCAUAAAGUAAAUCGUCGAGACAAAGCAAUGCCUGUAAAAAAGAAUCUCUAUGAGAAGAGAGAGGAGGAUGUUCACACACAUCAAGCAGCAUCUUCAGAAUCCAGCUGUGUUUCUAUAAAGAGUGACAGAUCCAUGGGAAUCCCUCCUCUUCUAUGCGAUGGGGCAGACAUGGCCUUUAAAACAAGUAUCUGUGAGAUGAAAGAGGAGGAUUUUCACACAAAUAAAUCAGCAUCUCCAGAACCCAGCUGUGUUUCUGUUAAUAGUGAGAGAUCAAUGGGAAUCCCUCCUCUUCUCAGUAAUGAAGCAGUGACCUCUGACCCUGAAGUGAGAAGAGACAAUGUGAGCAGGCCAGUGACACCCCACCUGUUUCGCUUUGUCUCCUACUCUCAGAAUCUCUUCAGGAAGAACAACAAAAAAACAGCCAAGCACACAAACACACAGGAGACACAAAUGGAGCACAUUUCUUUCCAACCAGUGCAUGAUGGACUACAGAGAGUCAAAGACAAGCACAAAACCAGCAUGAAGAAGAGGUAUGAGAGAAUAUUAGAGGGAAUCAAAUUGGAAAGGAAUCAAACCCUCCUGAACAGUAUCUACACACAGCUCUACAUCAUAGAAGGAGAGAGUGAAGGAGUGAAUGAAGAACAUGAGGUUUUACAGAUGGAGAAAACACCCAGAACACAAGAUACUCCAAUCUACUGCAAUGACAUCUUUAAACGAUUACAUGAACCAGGAUGUGAGGAGAAAGAUGAAAUCAAGACUGUUCUUACUAAAGGCAUUGCUGGAAUUGGAAAAACCGUCUCUGUGCAGAAAUUCAUUCUGGACUGGACUGAGGGAAAAGCCAAUCAGGAUGUAGAUUUCAUGUUUGUGCUUCCAUUUCGAGAGUUGAACUUGAUUAAAGAUCAUCAGUACAGUCUUCACAGACUUCUGCUGGACUUUCAUCCUGAACUUCAAGAUCUGGACUUAAAGAUUUAUGAGGAGUGUAAGGUUUUGUUCAUCUUUGAUGGUCUGGAUGAAAGCAGAAUGACACUGAUGUUUUCAGAUGAUGAGAAACUUUGUGAUGUGAAUGAGUCUUCAUCAGUAGGUGUGUUGAUGUCAAACCUAAUCAGAGGAGAGCUGCUUCCCUCUGCUCUCAUCUGGAUCACCUCCAGACCAGCAGCAGCCAAUCAGAUCCCCUCAGAAUACAUCAACCGUGUGACAGAAAUUCAGGGAUUCAAUGAGCAUCAGAAGGAGGAAUAUUUCAGGAAGAGAAUCAGUGAUGAGCAUCAAGCCAGCAGAAUCAUCUCACACAUCAGAAGAUCAAGAAGCCUCCACAUCAUGUGUCACAUCCCCGUAUUCUGCUGGAUCUCAGCCACUGUGCUUCAAAACCUCCUGAAACAAGAUGACAGUGCAGAAAUCCCUCAAACUCUGACUGAAAUGUACAUCCACUUCCUGCUGACUCAGAUCAACAUGAAGAAUCAGAAGUAUGAUGAGAAAAACCUAAAGAAACUCUUGAGAUCCAACAGAGAAGUGAUUGUGAAACUUGCUGAACUGUCUUUCAAACAGCUGAUGAAGGGCAAUGUGAUGUUCUAUGAGGAGGACCUGAUUGAGAGCGGGAUAGAUGUCACUGCUGCCUCAGUGUAUUCUGGGAUUUGCACUGAGAUCUUUAAGGAGAAAUCUGUGAUUUAUCAGAGGAAAGUCUACUGCUUCAUUCAUCUGAGCUUUCAGGAGUUUCUAGGUGCUUUCUUCUUGCUUAACUGCCAUAUCACCAAGAAAAAAGAAUCACUGAAUUUAUUUCUGAAUAAAACAUGCCAACAGUACAGUCUCUCUCUGAAUGAUCUACUAAAAUCAGCAGUUGAUAAAGCUUUACAGAGUGAAAAUGGACAACUGGAUCUUUUCUUGCGGUUCCUGCUGGGCGUGUCACUGGAUUCCAGUCAGAGACUCAUAAAGGAUCUACUGAGACACACAGUGAACAGCUCAAAGACCAUCAAGAGAAUCAUAUAUUACAUUGAAUAUACAAUCAAGAGUAAUAUAGGUCUCUCGGCUGACAAAUGCAUAAAUCUGUUACUCUGUCUGCUGGAAUUAAAGGAUAAAAGUCUGUACAGAGAGAUUCAGGAGUUUGUGAAAUCAGAGAAUCACUCACACAAUCAACUCUCUCCGUCUCAAUGCUCAACACUUGCCUACAUGCUUCAGAUAUCAGACGAGGUGCUGGAUGAGUUUGAUCUGAGAAAAUACAACACAUCGGAUGAGGGUAGAAAGAGACUGAUACCAGCUGUGGUGAAAUGCAGAAAAGCUCUACUGACUCACUGUAAUCUCACUGGUCAGUGCUGUGAAAGUUUGUCUUCAUCUCUACAAACAUCAAACUCACUGAGAGAGUUGGACCUGAGUUAUAAUAGCCUGCAGGAUUCAGGAGUAAAGCUGCUCUCUAAUGGACUGAAGAGUUCACACUGUCAACUCAACAUACUGAGACUUGCUGGCUGUAAUCUCACUGAUCAGUGCUGUAAAAGUUUGUCUUCAUGUCUACAAUCAUCAAACUCACUGAGAGAGCUGGACCUGAGUAACAAUGGCCUGCAGGAUUCAGGAGUAAAGCUGCUCUCUGAUGGACUGAAGAGUUCAUGCUGUCAACUCACCAUACUGAGAUUAUCUGGCUGUAUGGUGACAGAGGAAGGCUGUUGUUUUCUGGCUUCAGCUCUGAGUUUAAACCCCUCACACCUGAGAGAGCUGGAUCUGAGCUACAAUCACCCAGGACAAUCAUUGGUCAAGCUGCUUUCUGAUCCAAACUACAGACUGGACCAACUCAAUUUGGACCAUGGAGGAGAGUUCAGGAUUACAGCAGGACUACGGAAAUAUGCAUGCAAUCUUACACUGGAUCCAAACACAUCAAGCACUCACCUGUCUCUGUCUGAGAGGAACAGAAAGGUGACACGUGUGACAGACAAGCAGCCCUAUCCUGAUCAUCCAGAGAGAUUUGAGUGUCAUCAGGUUCUGUGUAGAGAGAGUCUGACUGGACGCUGUUACUGGGAAGCUGAAUGGAGGGGUGCGGGGGUUAAUAUAUCAGUGACAUAUAAAGCAAUCAGCAGGAAAGGACAUGGUGAGAACUCAUGGUUUGGAUACAAUGACACUUCCUGGAGUCUAAACUGCUCAUAUGCCAGUUUUACUUUGUGGCACAGUAAUAAGAAAACAAACAAACCAGUCCCUUCACAUCUCUCUAACAGAAUAGGAGUGUAUCUGGAUUGGUCUGCCGGCACUCUGUCCUUCUACAACAUCUCUGACACACACACACUCACUCACUUGCACACAUUCAACACCACAUUCACUGAACCCCUUUAUGCUGGAUUUAGAUUGUAUUAUUCUGAUACUUCAGUGUCUCUGUGUGAUUAAACAGCUUCCUGUGAGAAACAACUGAGACACAAUUGAGUGACACAAAGAAACAUUCACAUUAUCGCUCUCUUUAACUCACAAAGUUUUGAACUCUUAAACUCUUUAUUCUGAUCUUAAUUUCACUUUGUAUAAACACACAUUGACUUUGAUCUAAAUGAGGCACACCACAAACUACUAAUGUUUCAAUAAAGACAUUUGUAAUGAUUUGUAUUGCAAAAAGCGUUAUACAACUUGUGCAUUUCAACAGAAGUUUUGUCUUUCUGAAUCUCUGAGCACCACCUGAAGGAAGAUUUAGGUUAUAGACCAUGAUAAGGAGACUGCAGAUCAGAAAUACAUUUUGGUUCAAAAAUAGCAAAAACUACGACUUUAU
Carassius auratus (goldfish) is the source of this 3827-nucleotide messenger RNA. Its product is annotated as NACHT, LRR and PYD domains-containing protein 3. NCBI's taxonomy places the organism in Eukaryota, Metazoa, Chordata, Actinopteri, Cypriniformes, Cyprinidae. The transcript has 9 exons. The record is from RefSeq and is a predicted model, not a curated record. Gene Ontology annotation, molecular function: protein binding. Bases 128 to 3457 code for a protein of 1109 amino acids.